Molecule: messenger RNA, 5639 nt
Organism: Salmo salar (Atlantic salmon)
Lineage: Eukaryota; Metazoa; Chordata; Actinopteri; Salmoniformes; Salmonidae
Product: calcium/calmodulin-dependent protein kinase type 1D
Biological process (GO): protein phosphorylation
Molecular function (GO): ATP binding; protein kinase activity
Source: RefSeq, a predicted model, not a curated record
CAUAGGCACGAGAGGAGAGCGGCCUCCCCAGCCACCCACUCUUUAUUGCUAUAACAACCAAAGGCGCGGUCAAGCAGGCGGCGUGACUCAAUAGAAUAGCGUUUCAAUUCAGACGGACACCGACCGACCGACACCUCCAACCGGAGUCAUCUUUCUGUCAAGUAACAUAGCCUAAACAGGAAUCCCAGAGAGCUGUAAUGAAUUGUUGCAGAGUGAAUGAGCCUGUUACGUCAGAGAUUAGGCUGGUGUUAUAACCUGUAGGUAGGCUGCUACGUGUAACUGGUGGUAGGGCUGUAGUCUACUGUACAGUAGGACAACCUUUGCUUUCGCAGCGCAGCGGUUGUAUGGAUGGGCUGAGCAAAAGCAAAGUAAAAGUAACUGGGCGACAAUCGGGAAGAAACCCUAUUCAGUCGUACUUUUUGUCGACUAGAGAGAGACGGGCCACCAUCCCCACUGAGUCAGCACGAGAAGGUGACAUUCUUUGUGAAGCGGUACCUCUAAUCUUCCCCGUGACGACAUGGCGAGUGAGAACGGAGAGUCUGGGGGGGGGUCUUGGAAGAAGAUGGUCGAUGAUAUCAAGAAGGUAUUCGAGUUCAAACAAGUCCUUGGAACUGGUGCAUUCUCGGAAGUGGUAAUGGCCAGGGAGAAGACCACAGGGAAGAUGGUUGCAGUGAAGUGUAUCGCUAAGAAAGCACUGAAGGGGAAGGAGACCAGCAUCGAGAAUGAAAUCGCCGUGCUGAGGAAGAUAAAACAUGAGAACAUUGUGGCUUUGGAGGACAUCUACGAGAGCCCCAACCACCUAUACCUCAUCAUGCAGUUGGUGUCUGGUGGGGAGUUGUUUGACCGCAUCGUAGAGAAGGGCUUCUACACAGAGAUGGACGCCAGCAGGCUCAUUAAACAGGUGCUGAAUGCUGUCAACUACCUCCACGACAUGGGCAUCGUACACAGAGACCUCAAGCCAGAGAACCUUCUCUACUACAACCCCCAUGAUGAGGCUAAGAUCAUGAUCAGUGACUUUGGUCUGUCUAAGAUGGAGGGGACAGGAGACGUGAUGGCUACAGCCUGUGGGACGCCAGGAUAUGUGGCCCCAGAGGUUCUGGCUCAGAAGCCCUACAGCAAAGCAGUGGACUGCUGGUCUAUCGGAGUCAUCGCUUACAUUCUGUUGUGUGGCUACCCUCCGUUCUAUGAUGAAAAUGACUCCAAGCUCUUCGAGCAGAUACUCAAGGCCGACUAUGAGUUUGAUGCACCGUAUUGGGAUGAUAUAUCUGACUCAGCCAAACAGUUCAUCAGCUCUCUGAUGGAGAAGGAUCCAGAGAAGAGAUUCACCUGUGACCAGGCUCUAGCCCACCCCUGGAUUGCUGGGGACACGGCUCUCUGCAAGAACAUCCAUGAAUCAGUCAGUCGGCAGAUGAGGAAAAACUUUGCCAAAAGCAAAUGGAGGCAAGCGUUUAACGCCACAGCAGUGAUCCGUCACAUGAGGCGUCUCCAGUUGGGCAGUAGUCUGGGCAACAGCUUUGGAGGCAGUAUGAGUAUGGACCAACCAGGACAGAACUCUAUGCCAGCCAAGAGCAUGUCUGUAGACUGUGCCUCCCUCUCACGCAAAGACGGUCCUCUACAACCUCUGUCCACUCUGCCUCCUCUGCCAUCCUCCCCUGCAGCCUGCAGCGCCCCCGUUAGCAUCGGAGUGGAACCACAUGUAGAACCAGAGGCGGUGGCUCCAGCGCCCCGGCCACGCCCCUCCACGGUCACCACCAUCCACACGGGGACUAAAUGACAUCAGGUUCCACGGGAGGUCAGCUGGGAGACCACAGAGCUUUGAGUCGGGAUUCCAUGAUUACAAUUCCGCCGCUCAGAAUUCCACAAUUGGUCUCUCCUAGUCGGCCCACCCCGCCCAUUCUCAGCUGCUGGGAUUGAGAACCUGAGGAGCUGUUCAAGGAUCCAUUUACCAUGGAUCAGCACUCUGAUGUCCGUACCCACCACAGGAGGUGUAUUCAGUGAUGAGAAAUAGAAUAGGAAAUCCUGUCAGCUCUCGUCAUUCUAUCUAACUUAUCUGUUCUACACCAUACAUUCCUAUCUGAACAUUCUGCCUGGUCUGGUGGAGAAGAGAUGAGGACCACUGACUGUCUCGCUCUGUCCUCCUGACCAGAGGGUGGCCAGUGGGGUCAGUCUCCCAGUGCUUGAAUUGGGUCGGUACGGAGUAAUUGCAACCUCAAAUGUUCACCUCUUAUUGAAUAUUCACUCUAAACAUUGUAUAGUUUCAGCCAGUAGUUUUGAAAGUAGUGCUCCCCCCCCCAGGCGCAUUUGUUAUUGGUUUUGUUUUGAGGAAAUUAGCAUCCGGCAUCGUAGUAAAAACUAUUGGUUGUUUUGCAGUAACGUCUUUGUUGUCUUAAUAUCGCAGUUUCACCGCUACGGAUUGCAGCUUUAAGAUCCUAUUCCAUCUCUUUAAAAUAUGGUACUGUAAAAUUAAAAUGACCACCUGAAAUCUUUUUCAUAGCACUGCCAUGUUGUAAGACUGUCCACCGAGAGACAAAAAGAAGCCCUGUUUGUAUGGGGGUGUUAGGAGGCCACACUAUGGGAACUCACCAGGUUUUUAUUAGUAGUCUUAAUUAUUGAGCCUGCUGUAACUCUGUGAGACUGUGAGACUGCUGUAACUCUGUGAGACUGUGAGCCUGCUGUAACUCUGUGAGACUGCUGUAACUCUGUGAGACUGCUGUAACUCUGUGAGACUGCUGUAACUCUGUGAGACUGUGAGACUGCUGUAACUCUGUGAGACUGUGAGACUGCUGUAACUCUGUGAGACUGCUGUAACUCUGUGAGACUGCUGUAACUCUGUGAGACUGCUGUAACUCUGUGAAACUGUGAGACUGCUGUAACUCUGUGAGACUGCUGUAACUCUGUGAGACUGUGAGACUGCUGUAACUCUGUGAGACUGUGAGACUGCUGUAACUCUGUGAGACUGCUGUAACUCUGUGAGACUGCUGUAACUCUGUGAGACUGCUGUAACUCUGGGAGACUGCUGUAACUCUGGGAGACUGCUGUAACUCUGAGACUGCUGUAACUCUGUGAGACUGCUGUAACUCUGGUGAGACUGCUGUAACUCUGGUGAGACUGCUGUAACUCUGGGAGACUGCUGUAACUCUGUGAGACUGCUGUAACUCUGUGAGACUGCUGUAACUCUGGUGAGACUGCUGUAACUCUGUGAGACUGGGAGACUGCUGUAACUCUGGGAGACUGCUGUAACUCUGGGAGACUGCUGUAACUCUGGGAGACUGCUGUAACUCUGGGAGACUGCUGUAACUCUGGUGAGACUGCUGUAACUCUGGGAGACUGCUGUAACUCUGAGACUGCUGUAACUCUGUGAGACUGCUGUAACUCUGUGAUACUGCUGUAACUCUGGGAGACGCUGUAACUCUGGGAGACGCUGUAACUCUGGUGAGACUGCUGUAACUCUGGGAGACUGCUGUAACUCUGGGAGACUGCUGUAACUCUGGGAGACUGCUGUAACUCUGGGAGACUGCUGUAACUCUGGGAGACGCUGUAACUCUGGGAGACGCUGUAACUCUGGUGAGACUGCUGUAACUCUGGGAGACUGCUGUAACUCUGGGAGACUGCUGUAACUCUGGGAGACUGCUGUAACUCUGGGAGACUGCUGUAACUCUGGGAGACUGCUGUAACUCUGGUGAGACUGCUGUAACUCUGGUGAGACUGCUGUAACUCUGUGAGACUGCUGUAACUCUGGUGAGACUGCUGUAACUCUGUGAGACUGCUGUAACUCUGGGAGACUGCUGUAACUCUGGUGAGACUGCUGUAACUCUGGGAGACUGCUGUAACUCUGGGAGACUGCUGUAACUCUGGGAGACUGCUGUAACUCUGGGAGACUGCUGUAACUCUGGGAGACUGCUGUAACUCUGGUGAGACUGCUGUAACUCUGGGAGACUGCUGUAACUCUGGGAGACUGCUGUAACUCUGGUGAGACUGCUGUAACUCUGGUGAGACUGCUGUAACUCUGUGAGACUGCUGUAACUCUGGUGAGACUGCUGUAACUCUGGUGAGACUGCUGUAACUCUGGUGAGACUGCUGUAACUCUGUGAGACUGCUGUAACUCUGGUGAGACUGCUGUAACUCUGUGAGACUGCUGUAACUCUGUGAGACUGUGAGACUGCUGUAACUCUGGUGAGACUGCUGUAACUCUGGUGAGACUGCUGUAACUCUGGUGAGACUGCUGUAACUCUGUGAGACUGCUGUAACUCUGUGAGACUGUGAGACUGCUGUAACUCUGUGAGACUGCUGUAACUCUGGUGAGACUGCUGUAACUCUGUGAGACUGUGAGACUGCUGUAACUCUGUGAGACUGUGAGACUGCUGUAACUCUGUGAGACUGCUGUAACUCUGUGAGACUGCUGUAACUCUGGUGAGACUGCUGUAACUCUGUGAGACUGCUGUAACUCUGGUGAGACUGCUGUAACUCUGUGAGACUGCUGUAACUCUGUGAGACUGCUGUAACUCUGGUGAGACUGCUGUAACUCUGUGAGACUGUGAGACUGCUGUAACUCUGUGAGACUGCUGUAACUCUGGUGAGACUGCUGUAACUCUGUGAGACUGUGAGACUGCUGUAACUCUGGGAGACUGCUGUAACUCAGACGGGGAGUGUUGGGCACAGAACACCCUCUAUGCCUUGUGUUUAACAUCGCACAUGGAAACCAUGGAAAGCGUUGAGUGGAGUUAGUGUUUCAUGCAACUGAAACGGAGCAUUCAAGGAUAAAAUAGUAAUUCCAUAUUAUUCUCAAUCAUAUUUCUAAUUGUUUUAAAAGCUUGAAUGUUUUGCUGCAGUUGUUGUUCCGGUUGAGUACUUCACUGUUUCGUUGUUCCCAACUGUAGGAGAGAGCUGUUGUAUAUUUGCUUUGCGUUUUCUGGAUUUAGAAUGUCAGUGAAAUAAAUAAAUAGAUAUCUGCAGAGUCAUGCACCCACACAUCUGUGAAAGACGUGCUUUAGUAGUGAGAGAUGACCAAAUCAGUUUUGAUAUUACUGUAGUGGCAGUUCUGAUUUGAUUGUACACUUUUCCUAAUGGAAAGGUAUGUAUUAUGUAUUGUCUUAUAUUUAAUAACAUCUGUAAGAACAGUACUUACAUGUACGUGUGUUACUAGACUUUUACGUUGAAAUAUAUAAAUGGAAACGGAUGUUAUGUUAAUAGAUAAAGGUAUAGUUAAUGCUUUGUCGUUUAGUAUUUUAUUUGACGGACGUUUAGGUUUCAUUGCGAUGGAACUGUGAAGACAUCCUUAGCAUAAGGAUGCAGUGUAUGAACACAACAUUGUGACCAGUUCUCAGGGAAAUUCUUUGAGGAACAUUUGAGGGCAUGAAACCCCAGUUAUGGUGAUGAAGUUGAUGAUGAUGAAGAUGAUACAUGUAUUGACUAAAGCACACGUUGCAUAUUAUUACGUGCCAUCAGUACAGUUGGGCUCAUAAUUCAUAGCCUUGUGAGGGCAGUUUGAUAUGUCCCAUAGCUGGGGGUUUGUUUUAGAUUUCUAUAAUACAAGGCUAAGAAUGAAAUAAGGCAUAUGAUAACUAUUAACACUGUACUGUAGUUUUAUUUAAACACUGAAAAUGACAAACUACGAAAUAAAGAUUGAAGUCAUUUGAUAA